AUGUCUGAAGAUAGUGACGAUGACAUAGAAUUAGAAAUAGUUGCCAUGGAGUAUGGUGCAAUAGAAAUGAUUCUCGAUUAUGAUGGAAUGAAGCAAGCUCAAGAGGUGGAAAUGGAGGAAGCUGUGAAUGAUCUCACUGAAGAAAUGGAGCUUGUAAAUCCUCUUGAUAAAGCAGAUACUCUUACUUCACGUAUCGCUGAGGCCAUCGCUACAGUCACUACAGAAGACUAUGUCUCGAUACAGUGA
Gilbertella persicaria is the source of this 246-nucleotide messenger RNA. RefSeq lists its product as uncharacterized. Lineage: Eukaryota; Fungi; Mucoromycota; Mucoromycetes; Mucorales; Choanephoraceae. The record is from RefSeq and is a predicted model, not a curated record. Bases 1 to 246 code for a protein of 81 amino acids. The transcript is spliced from 3 exons.